Molecule: messenger RNA, 1050 nt
Organism: Fusarium keratoplasticum
Lineage: Eukaryota; Fungi; Ascomycota; Sordariomycetes; Hypocreales; Nectriaceae
Exons: 4
Coding region: 1-1050 (349 amino acids)
Source: RefSeq, a predicted model, not a curated record
AUGCCCAGCGCAACCUACGAAACUCCGACCCCCUUGCCCGUUCGCAAGCCCGCCCCCUUCGUCGUCGGCCCUACCAACAAGACCCCCCUACGCCCGACCACCAAGCUCCCCCAGGAUGUCAUUGACGCCGCCCGUGCCAUCCCCGCCGAGGACUUUGACGCCCGCAAGCACGUCUGCUUUGAGCCGCCCAAGAGGACCUACACCAUGAAGGAGUGGGGGUAUGAGAACCAGGGCGUCUCCCAUAUCGCUGGCUCCGACCCCUUCCCCCUCUUCACCGAGGCCGCCGUCAGGCAGGUUCGUCGCGAGCUAUUCAGCGAGGAGGUGCUCAGAACCUGCCAGUAUGCCUCGACCUUCACCAAGAACCAGAUCCGAGGCUACUCUCAAGAGAUGGCCCCCUUCGCCCAUGCUCUCUGGAAGAGCCCUGAGGUACUAGGAGCUGUCUCCGAAGUUGCUGGUAUCGAUCUCGUCCCCUUUGAGUACGAGGUUGGCCAUGCCAACCUCUUCUUCAGCGACGGGGAUGAGACCAGUGACAAAGGCAAUGACAGCGUCGGCUUCUCGUGGCACUACGACAGCUUCCCAUUUGUCUGUGUCACUAUGCUCUCCGACUGCACUGGAAUGAAGGGUGGUGAGACUGCUGUUCUCACUGGCAGCGGCGAAGUCCUCAAGGUCCGCGGUCCUACUAUGGGAACUGCCGUCAUUCUUCAAGGCCGAUACGUCAAGCACGCCGCCCUCAAAGCCAUCGGCAGGGAGAGAAUCUCGUUCAUCACAGCCUUCCGACCCAAGUCGCCAUUCGUCAAAGACGAGCUCGUCCUCACAGGCUCCCGUCUCAUCAGCAACCAGUCAGAGCUGCUCUACGACUACUGCACCUACCGUGCCGAUAUCUUGGAGGAGCGUUUCCGCGAUCAUGCCAAGAAACUGAGCGAGGCCCGGGCCGCGGGUGUCAAGUUCAACCCCGAUGCUGUGAGAGAGUUUAUCCAGGAGCAAAAGGAGAUGCUCGAGGCGGCUCUGUUGGAGAUGAUUCCUAUCCACGAUGUUGUAGAAGUUGAGUAA